Molecule: messenger RNA, 852 nt
Organism: Akanthomyces muscarius
Lineage: Eukaryota; Fungi; Ascomycota; Sordariomycetes; Hypocreales; Cordycipitaceae
Exons: 4
Coding region: 1-852 (283 amino acids)
Source: RefSeq, a predicted model, not a curated record
AUGAAGUUCGAUGUCUUUGCCGCCUCGCUCGCCAUGGCCAUCCCCGCCUUGGCUGAUCUUUUGCCUCACGCUGGUAUCCCGGAUGAUCAGUUCAACUAUGGGAAGAUGGCGGCUCAUCUUGAGCACCAACUCGGCUUUGCCGGCAGUUACAGCCGUGACUACUGGGUUCACGGCUGGCUGCCGCAAUCAUGCAAGGACAUGGCGAAUGAGUUUGGUCUGGACCCAAAUGACUUUACCGUGUUCAGUGCUCACUAUGCCGACUGUGACAGGGCCUGGAUUUUUUGUCGGCACAAGGACUCGGCAGCCGACGAAGGCAACAUGCUUGAAAUGUUUGGCCGCACGCCAGUCGGCAUGCGCCAGUUUGUAAGACACUUGGUCGGCUUGCCUUCCUAUCUUUCCAAGUGGGAUGCUCAGGCAACCCCCAGCGGCGACGUUCGCUUCUUUUCUAGAAUCGACAUGCCGCUCCUCCUGCACGAGGUGUCGCAUAGCAUGGACUGGUACGCGCUGUCGGGCUACGGCGACACCUUCAGCAGUUCACGCAUCUGGAGCGACGCCUACUACCGCGACUCGCACACGCCCAGCGAGUACGGCCGCGCCAACUGGAUGGAGGACUUUGCCGAGGUGGGCAAGUGCGGCGUGGCCGACGCCAACCUCGCCGGCGGCUUCGGCAGCAUUACGGACUGGUGGCCGACGAUACAAAAUCAGUAUAUGGCGUAUGAAUGGUACUUUGGCGCCUUUAUUAAGUCGGGCGGGAGCUGCACCAGACGCUUUGCCAAUAGCGCGACGGUGCAGAUGAGCGGCAACAGCAAGCGUGCUUAUGAGUGCUCUACACCAGACAAGCACCACUGUUGA